This is a messenger RNA of Diplodia corticola, 2388 nucleotides long. RefSeq lists its product as uncharacterized. Gene Ontology annotation, biological process: magnesium ion transport. The transcript has 2 exons. Gene Ontology annotation, cellular component: membrane. Gene Ontology annotation, molecular function: magnesium ion transmembrane transporter activity. The record is from RefSeq and is a predicted model, not a curated record. NCBI's taxonomy places the organism in Eukaryota, Fungi, Ascomycota, Dothideomycetes, Botryosphaeriales, Botryosphaeriaceae. Bases 1 to 2388 code for a protein of 795 amino acids.
AUGGACUUCGCCGGAGACGCCCUGCUGACAGGGCACCAGCUCUACGCUCGCAGUGGGGUGUCUACCACAGACGCCUCGGAAAAGCCUGCAGUCUACAAGGUUGUUGGCAUUAUACUGGCACUGUCGUCCGGUCUAUUCAUUGGUGUCUCGUUCGUGGUCAAAAAGAAGGGAUUAUUGUCGGCAAACGAAAAGUACAGCGAGGAAGCCGGCGAGGGAUAUGGAUACCUCAAGAAUUGGAUGUGGUGGACUGGCAUGACCCUCAUGAUCAUUGGUGAGGUGUGCAAUUUCGUCGCCUAUGCCUUCGUCGACGCAAUCCUGGUCACGCCCAUGGGCGCCCUGUCCGUCGUGGUCACCGCUAUCCUGUCGGCGAUAUUUCUCAAGGAGCGCUUGAGCUUCGUGGGCAAGGUUGGCUGCUUCAACUGCAUUGUCGGCUCCGUCGUCAUUGUCGUCAAUGCUCCGGAGCAGUCCUCGGUUUCCACAAUCCAGGAGAUGAAGAAGCUUGUCGUCACUCCCGGCUUCCUGUCAUACACCGGUGUUGUCAUACUCGUCGCCCUUUUCCUGGCCUUUUGGGCAGCGCCCAGAUAUGCCAAGAAGACCAUGAUGAUAUACAUCAGCAUUUGCAGCAUGAUCGGGGGGCUGAGCGUUGUUGCUACUCAGGGGUUGGGAUCUGCCAUUCUUGCGCAGAUCCGAGGCGUUGCACAAUUCAACCAGUGGUUUCUUUACAUUGUGUUGGUUUUUGUUAUUGCCACUCUGUUGACAGAAAUCAUUUAUCUCAAUAAAGCUCUCAAUAUCUAUAACGCCGCGCUGGUCACGCCUACAUACUACGUUUUCUUCACUAGUGCCACUAUUGUUACCUCCUCCAUCCUUUUCCAGGGCUUCAAUGGCACCGGAACGUCCAUUGCCACUGUGGUCAUGGGUUUCUUGCAGAUUUGCUCCGGCGUGGUCCUCCUCCAACUCUCCAAAUCAGCAAAGGACGUGCCGGAUGCUGCAGUAUUCCAGGGUGAUCUUGAUCAGGUCCGAACGGUUGCUGAGCAAGAAGAACCUGAAUACGAGCCGAGAGCUGACACCAUUCGUGGCGGUGCUGCCAUCAUCCGCACGUUGUCCAUGGCAAGACAGAGGAGAGAGGCCGAGGAAGCGAAGACACUCGCUUCUGUGAGUAUGGAGCCCAUCGGAGAGAAUGAAUCCAUCGAGUGGGAUGGCCUGCGCAGACGCAAGACGGUGCUUAGUUCAGGUCAACCGUCAAUCCGACGCCAGAAGACAGUGCAUCCCCCCCUGGGCAUGUCGCAUUUCCCCGACUCCGAUUCCGAGCACGGGGCCAAUAGCGACGAUGAUAUUCAUCCUGGAUUUCUCUCGCGUCUAUCGACCCGCCGGAAGUCCAAGAGACGCCCAUCGCACUCUUCGACACACCCAGUUCCCCUUGAGUCGAUUUCGGUUCCUAGCAAAACCGCCUCCAUGUCUUCAUUCAACUCGCGGGGCCUUCCUCCAGCUCCUAGCUCUAUCAUAGCUCAGGACUUCGCCACAGAAGGCGACCACCCCCACGUAUACGGCCUCCCUCCAGGCCUCCGUGGUGGCGAUGGUCACAACGACGACACUUCAUACCACGGGCCACCUGGCUCGUCAUCCAGCGGUGUCCACUGGGCAUCGUCUAUCGACGAGCGCGUCAGAACCCCAGGGAGCAACACACUCAGUCCCCCACCGCCGCCACCCCACACUUCCAGCGCAAGCAGCGGGUCGAACAAGCGCCAAUUCUCCUUCACCAACGUCUUCAACCCCUUCGCGCGCCCCGACUCGGCCGGCAGCAACCGCCCCAUGAGCGCGCGCUCGGGCCUCAGCUUCGCCCACCGCAAGCCCGGCCACCACCCGCGCCACAGCAACGGCGGCGGCGGCGACACGGAAGAAGAGCGCCUCGGCCUCGUCAAGGGCGGCGGCCAGUUCGACGACAGCAACGACUCCCCCAUCGACGCGCCCGGCAAAUCGCCCUACUACCACCACGCGCAACAAGCCGCCGCCGCCGCCCCCGGCUCCAAGCGCCUCUCGGCCGACAGCGACGACGCCUUCUACGGCCGCUACGGCUCGCCGCCCACGUACGGCGACCUCAAGGAAUCCGACCUCGAGGACCCGGACCCGGGCGUGCUGAGCGACGAAGAGCGCUGGACCGUGCCCAUGCCGUCGGCCGGCGGCGCCGGUGCGCCGACGAGCGCUCCCGGCGGACACAACCGCAACUUGACGGGCGGCGGCUUGUCGUCGGCGCCCAUCGACAUUCGCGUGCCGGCGCCGGGGGUGCCGCAGGGGGCGGCGGGCGUGGGGAGCAGCAGGGGGGCGUAUGCGCAUGCGCGGAGCGCGAGCGAGAGUUCGGAUGAUUUCGAGGCGGCGAUACGGAAGUUGUAA